AUGACAGUGAUGUUAACAACGUUGAUCCCACUUUUGGUAAUUGAGUGCAUUUCUCGUGGCAAAUAUUUCGUGUUUGCUGUACUGAACGAAACUUGUAAAACUAACGAGUGCAGCAUUUGUUGUGUUGACAAGAUUUGUGCACAAGGCAACUAUCCUAAUGAUUGCACAAAUGGAUGCAUAGAUGGCCACAGAGGCGCUCGAUGCUAUGAACUCUGCACAUAUAAUUGCAAGUCUUGCAAAAAUAAUAUUGAUAUAUGUGAAUCGUGUUAUGAUGGAUUUUACCUAGGCGACCGAAAGGACUGUGCAUCAAAAUGCCCUCCUAACUGUAAAACGUGUUCUUCGAAUUUGCAUUGUAAUACUUGUAAGGCAGGAUUCUACGACAAGGGCGGGUCUUCUACCUGUGACUAUUCUAUUUGUCCUACACAUUGUGAAUGUGAUGAAACCAACUGCGUUGCUUGCAAGAACGGUUAUUAUGAUAUAGAAAACUCCUGCAACAAAGCAUGUCCGCUUAACUGUUUGGCUUGCUCAACUUUUAAACAGUGUAGUCAAUGUCAAAAUGGAUUUUAUAACGGUUAUGGAAUUCAUAGUGAUAUCAACGUCCUUUUAAAUGACUGUACCUAUAAAUGCAGAGAUGCAUGCAUCAAUUGUUCCUCAUACGAUAAUUGCGUGAAAUGUCAAGCUGGAAAGUAUGGACUACAAUGUCAAGAAAACUGUUCAGUUGGAUGCAAAGAAAAGAUCUGUUUGAUAGAAACAGGCAAAUGCAAUUGUACUUCUAACUUCUCUGGUGAAAAGUGUACAGAAUGUGUAACUGGAAAAUAUGGGAACUUGUGUGAACUAUUAUGCCCGAAUAACUGUAAUAAUACAAUCUGUCACAGGCUGUCAGGUAACUGCACUGACGGGUGUGUAAAUGAAACUAUGUCCGGCGCAAAAUGCUAUGGAUGUGUUGUUGGAAGAUAUGGAAACCUUUGUGAGAAUAUCUGUUCAGAAAACUGUAAAAACAGAAAGUGUGAUAAAGACAACGGAGACUGCACCGACGGAUGUGAAGCUAAUUUUAAUGGCACAACCUGUACGGAAUGUAUAACGGGCAGAUAUGGAGACAAAUGUCAAUACAUCUGUCCAGAUACAUGUGCAGAUGAUAUGUGUAAAAUGCAGUCAGGCGAUUGUUUCCAGUGUACUGGCAACUUCGACGGAAAUAAGUGUGAUAGUUGUAAACCUGGAUUUCAUGGGUUAAACUGUGAUCAAAAUUGUUCUAGGAAUUGCUUAAAUAAUUCUUGCGACAAAAUAUCAGGAACAUGUAAGAACGGAUGUAAAAGUAAUUAUUCUGGGGACAAAUGUUGCGUUAAUAAUAACAACUGUAUAUAUUGCUCAUCAAACACCGAAUGUCAAGAAUGUAAAUCUGGUUUCUUCGGUGAUUCUUGCAAUAAAACAUGCAGCAGCCUUUGUAUUGACAAUGUAUGUAGUCAGGAAAAAGGUGUAUGCAUAAAAGGGUGUAGUGGCUCACAUGAGGAUCCGGCGUGUCCUGUCAGUUUGGGUCAAACGUCUACUACUUCACCCUCUAUUGGUCCUAUCGCGGGAGGUGUUUCAGGUGCUGCUUUGGCUGUUAUAAUUGGAAUUGUAUUUGCAGUAUUCUUCGUCAAGCGAAGGCGCACAGGGAAACCUUCUGAACAGCAGAACGACGGUGCUAGGACAGAACAUGCAAGAGAAGGACCUGUAUACGAAAAUUAUCGUGAAACGCAGUUACUUGAAGAUGAUGAAGAACGAAAUAGUUAUGCAACAAGGAAGGACUCAAACACCGCAGUAGAUGUUAAUGAAGUAGAAAUAGACGAACGGUCUAAUGAUGCUGCUAGCAGGCCCAGUGAAACGUAUUACAACUUCAGACCAAACAGCCAUCGGGUGAAAGUAAACGUCCUGUUUUCGUAUGUCACGGAACACGUAGACUCAUUCGCAAACGAGUUUGGGAAUCUUGCAAAAGAUUUGGAUUUGACACAACAUUGCACUUUUGCGAAGAAGCCCGAAAACCUACCUUUAAAUAGGUAUAAUGGCAUAUAUCCGUACGAUCAUUCUAGAGUUACUAUAUCUGCUCAGCCAGGAUUCUUCAUAAAUGCUUGUUACAUCGAUGGCUACAACAACAGAAAGAAAGCGUAUAUUGCGUCCCUAGGUCCUACUGCAAAAACAACAGACAAGUUCUCGACUUUCUGGCUUAUGGUUUGGAAUGAGAAAUCUGAUAUCAUUGUUAUGCUGACCAAUCUCCGUGAGGCUUCGGGAAUGAAGUGUGAAAACUACUGGCCAGAUUCAGAUAAAGAGGAGGUCUAUGGUCAAAUUAGAGCGACAUGUCGUAGUAUUGAAGAUUUUGCUGAGUAUACUGUCAGAACCCUCUCCAUAUCAAAGGAUUGA
This is a messenger RNA of Mercenaria mercenaria, 2394 nucleotides long. RefSeq names its product multiple epidermal growth factor-like domains protein 10. Lineage: Eukaryota; Metazoa; Mollusca; Bivalvia; Venerida; Veneridae. Bases 1 to 2394 code for a protein of 797 amino acids. Gene Ontology annotation, biological process: protein dephosphorylation. The transcript has 12 exons. The record is from RefSeq and is a predicted model, not a curated record. Gene Ontology annotation, molecular function: protein tyrosine phosphatase activity.